Messenger RNA from Symbiodinium necroappetens, 1495 nucleotides. NCBI's taxonomy places the organism in Eukaryota, Dinophyceae, Suessiales, Symbiodiniaceae. The record is from the annotation of a GenBank genome assembly.
GAAUCUGACAGCAGCAGUGGUAUGCUCCACGGCCACAUGGCUGCUGGCGACUGCAACAAUGAUUCUGUUUGCAGGCGGAGCAGCCAACCUUGGUGGCAACCUCUUGUUGAUGGCCAUCUUGGUUUACCUCCCGAUGGCCGUGUUUUUUGUGGUCUUCUUCUUUGGCCAGCAUGUCGUGCAUCGAUUUCGGCCCCUCUCGGCGUGGGUGGACCGAGCCUGCAUUCACCAGACAGACCACGAUUUCAAGCGGCGUCAGAUCCAGGCUCUCCCAGUUUUCGUCGCACGGUCGUCCUCGAUGCUUGUGUUAUGGGACGAUGCCUAUUUUGUGAGGCUUUGGUGCCAGCUAGAAUUGGCUACCUUUGCGAAGCACGGCGGUGCUCAGAAGGUUCAAUUCUUGCCACUGUGGCUGGCACCUUGGCUGCUGUCAUCACUCUUGCUGGAUGUGCUAGUCUCCACGAGUUGGUAUAUUCUUUCCCAUACCGUUCCUAUGGAUCUCUUCUCUUCCACGCCAAUGUUUUCUGCCAUAUUGGGGUCGGCAUUCGGUCCUCUUCUAACCGUGGCACUCUUCAAUCUGCUCUUUGGCACAGCACUGGGCGUUCUUGCGUCCAUUCCAUGGACCAUUGCCUGCAGAGCCAAACUACGGAGCCACUCUUUGAUGCUGGAGCAGAUGGCGUGCUUUGACUGCCGAGCUGCAGAGUGCACAGUAGAGGCCGACAGGAUCCUCGUGGAGCAGCAAGUCCAACAGCUGUUCAGGUCGGCCCUCUGCGAAAAAGAUGUUGUGGUUCUACCGACAUCUUCCACGGGAUCGGAGCAUGCGUACUGGCCGUCGCCGAGUGACAGCAUGGAUGCCGCCUACAUGUCGCGGACAACCCAGGACAGUGUGGCUUAUGCUCGAAGUGACGAUGAAGCUCUGGACGCUUUCAACAGCUACAUUCGCGGCCCACUUCGGACUGCCGUCAUGGAAAGUGUGGGAGACCAGCUGCAUGUGCCAUAUAGCAUGUGUCUGGUAGCUUCUCUACCCAUGAUCUUUUAUUCAACGACUGACACUCUCCAAUGCGAUGCAGCAUGCAGGUCCGCCAGCGGCUUUCCAUCCUUCGAGAGCUACCUGCUACCCGUUGCACUGGGCUGGCUCGGCACGAUUUGGCUGGUCUUGCCCAUCUUCCAACCUGUUUUUCUUCGGAUGCUGACGUGCGCUUACUCUGUCCAGACCCAGCUCCUGCAGCUCAUGUUGGCGGCCCUCAGUGGAAUUUUGACCUUCAGCUACGGCUACUGCAUGGUCGGACUGGUCUUUGGACUUUUGGAUGUAAGCGUCCAGAAAGGGGCGAUUGGUUUGAUCCCGCUCCUAAUUCUCCUGGUCUUCCUCCUUGUGCAGCUGCGAAUCCUUUUUGGCACGAGUCGUCGUUCAGGCCAAGCUUGGUGUUGUCAAGGAGCUCAUCGGAGUUCAGUGGAUAGCACAUACCGGGCUCUUUGCGCGGCCGAGGAUAUCAGCAUCUAG